Eimeria mitis is the source of this 330-nucleotide messenger RNA. RefSeq lists its product as uncharacterized. The transcript has a single exon. The coding region runs from base 1 to 330 and encodes 109 amino acids. Lineage: Eukaryota; Apicomplexa; Conoidasida; Eucoccidiorida; Eimeriidae. The record is from RefSeq and is a predicted model, not a curated record.
AUGUGGUUGCUGCUGCUGCAUGCAGCAGCAAACCGAGAGAAAGUGAAGCAGCAGCAGCAGCAGCAGCAGCAGCAGGAGCAGCAGCAGCAGCAUCACCACCAGCAGCAGCAGCAGUACCAGCAACAGCAGCAGCAGCAACAGCAGCAGCAGCAGGAGGAGCAGCAGCAGGAGUAUGUGUGUCUUCUGCAUGCGAGACAUCAUCUGCUGCAGCAGCAACAGCAGCAACAGCAGCAACAGCAGCAGCAACAGCAGCAACAGCAGCAUUUUUUUGUGUUGAUUUUGUUUCUCUUUCUGCUGCUUUUAAUCGUUUUCGUUUUGACCCCAGACUAG